GCCUUAUUCAGUAACCAUCACGACGGCAAGAAGCAAGGCCUCCGUUGUAGUGAAGCUGAAGUCGUAAAGGGUACCAACCUAAGGUUACCAUUGAGCCAAACGACCACAGUCAAGAAUGGGAAACAUUGACGUCUUUCAUCUUGGAUUGAUGUACGCGAUAUCUAUUUGGUCCUUCGUGCCAACCGACCAGCUUACACCGGCUCAUUCCUGUAUGCUACGUCAUCAGUCACACGACUACAUCGCCGACUGCCGUAACAGGAAUCUCACAGACAUCCCCAAUGGCCUCCCAGCGACCAUCAACACCUUGCUUCUCAGAGACAACAACCUUAAUAUAACACGCCUUCCAGCUGGAUUGUCCCGAUUCUAUGAUCUUGGUCAUCUUGACUUAUCCUGCAAUCAACUGAGUGUUUUGCAGCCAAGAACUUUCAUUCAUCUUAAGAGUCUCGAAACGCUAGACCUAGAAGGAAAUCGCCUCCCACUGAACAAUUUGGCAUAUCCAAAUGCCACGUUUCAGGGUCUUCCGAACCUUCGUUCAUUGAAGAUAAACAACAAUGUCAAAGAUCUGGAUCUGACCUCAGAUAUGGACUAUCCAGGAUAUGUACUAGCAGAGUUGUCUGCCCUUGGGGAAUUGUUUAUUGAUGGUAUACCUUCAGGUGAAUUUGGUGAGGAGUUUCGUUCUCUCAGGAAGCUUACAAACUUAACAUUGUCUGGGAGAAUAGGUACAUGUAAUAUUCCUAACAUCAGGGGAGACUACUUUCUAAAUCUGAAGCAUCUGACCUAUUUGAAUAUGACACAAUGUUCCAUAUCUCACAUUCGAAGGGAGGCUUUAACUAAUUUACAUAACGUCACAAUUCUAGAUAUGUCCAAAAUUCACGAAUGGACAUGA
Messenger RNA from Haliotis rubra (blacklip abalone), 886 nucleotides. Its product is annotated as slit homolog 2 protein-like. Lineage: Eukaryota; Metazoa; Mollusca; Gastropoda; Lepetellida; Haliotidae. The record is from RefSeq and is a predicted model, not a curated record. Gene Ontology annotation, molecular function: protein binding. Bases 116 to 886 code for a protein of 256 amino acids. The transcript is spliced from 2 exons.